UUGAUAUAUCGUGGCGACUUUAAUCUCGACGUGUCGACAAUAAAGUUGAAAUUAGUUCAAGAGAGCCAACCGCUGCACAGGAUACAUGCACAGAAUCCAGAAUCAGACAUGCCUUGUGUAGAUGAUUUGGUCAAAUUGUACUUUAGAAUCGGGUUUAGCAAUAAGGAAAUCCUCUGUCUUUUAGCCCAGAACCACAGUGUGAUUAUUAGUGUAAGGACGCUGAAAAGGUUGUGCCGAAAACAUCAACUUUUCAGAAGGAAAAAUCAUACAAACUUGGAAGAAGUGGCCGCAUUCUUGCAUACUGAAAUUGCUGGAAAUGGGCAGAUGCAAGGAUAUCGAUGGUUACAUCUGCGUGCAAUACAGAGAGGUUAUGUUGUAUCGCAAAAUACAAUAAGACAAUUGAUCAAGUUGCUUGAUCCUGAAGGGGUGGAGUACAGGCGUGCGCGGCGCCUGAGACGCAGGCAAUAUCACAGCAAAGGUCCCAAUGCGCUCUGGCAUAUGGAUGGGUAUGAUAAGCUAAAGCCAUACGGCAUUGCCAUCAGUGGUUGCAUUGACGGUUUUAGUCGCUAUAUUGUGUGGAUGGAGGCCUACAUAACAAACAACGAUCCAAAAGUAAUUGCCGACUACUUCGUCUCAUCCACAACUCGCUUGGGAGGAUGUCCGGAGCGACUGCGCGCUGACAGAGGGACGGAAAAUGGGCACAUCGAAAACAUGCUUAUCUUCCUGCGCAGGAAUCACACAGACUCUUUCGCAGGAGAACGAAGUUUCAUCUAUGGACGCAGCACUGCAAACCAGCGAAUUGAAUCCUGGUGGGGGGUCUUGAGGAGACAGAGUGUACAGUUCUGGAUCAACCUUUUCCAAACUCUUCAACGUGAUGGGCAUUUCUCAGGGGAUUUCUUGGAUAAGAGUCUGAUCCAAUUCUGCUUUCUAAAUCUAGUUCAGGCUGAACUUGAUGAAGUCGUGCAAACCUGGAAUUCACACAAGUUGACAGCAAGGGCAGGCCAGGGUGUGACUGGAGGUCGCCCUAUUUUGAUGUACACUCUACCACAGAUGUAUGGUGGUGAGGACCAUCUCAAGACAAUUGACAUGGAAGAGCUGGACCUUUGUAAGGAGGAAUGCACCCCCAAAAGUCAAUACCCAUGUGAUGAGACUGUAUUUGAGCUCUGCUGUCUUCUGAUGCAAGAAAAUGGAUGGGAUGCUCCAAGAGAUGCAUUUUCUGCUGCUGAACUGUACACUUCAUUGAGAACUGAAAUACUGUUUCAUUUGUAAGGGUGGAUAAUUAUUUCUGUACUAUUGAGGGUUGUUGAUGUUCGUUAUAUCACGAUGAGAAAUAGCAUCCACCAGAGAACAGUUAUAGUGUUACUUCUUUAAUUAAUGCAUGCCAUUUUAAUUUUUAGAGCAAAUUUAACAAAACGUAAUCCCCUCAAGUAAUAUAUUGUAAAAUCAGUAACUGUCUAACUCUAACCGAACCUGCAUGUGGGCCUAUGGCUUGGAAACAAACCUGCUCACCAGACUUGUGGUAAAGAAAAUAAGUUUGUGGUAUUAGCUUGCAGCUGCUUAAUGUUUGAGUGGAUCUUACCCUUUGUUUGUUUUGACUGUGAAAUGAUUAACUUGCCAACCUACCAUCCAUUCAACACAUUGGACAGGUCAUAGUAGCUGCUGGAAUAGGAAAUAAAAGAACUAAAUGUUUGUACUGAAAAAAAA
Messenger RNA from Cyprinodon tularosa, 1704 nucleotides. RefSeq lists its product as uncharacterized. Lineage: Eukaryota; Metazoa; Chordata; Actinopteri; Cyprinodontiformes; Cyprinodontidae. The transcript has 2 exons. The coding region runs from base 109 to 1269 and encodes 386 amino acids. Gene Ontology annotation, molecular function: nucleic acid binding. The record is from RefSeq and is a predicted model, not a curated record.